AUGUCUUCAAGAAAAUCUGGAAUAUUUCGUAUAUGGAAACUUUAUUCAUCACAUGAAAAACGAAAUAUUAUUAUUUAUAUUGUCGGUAUAAUGCUUUAUAAAUUUGGUUUAGAAGCUUUUAAUGGAUCUAUUGUUACACUUGCAGCAAAUCGUUAUGAUCAAGAAGCAUUUCAUAGUAAUACAACUGUACGUACAUUUGAAAAAAUUGGUUUAUUAUCUGGUCUUAAUCAAGCAUCUCAAUGUAUUGGUUCAAUUCUUGUUGCACCACUUGCAAAACGGUGGCCAACACGUACAGUUCUAUCAAUAUCAAUAUUUGUUUUUGGAAUAUUUAGUGCUGUACUUAUGAUUGUUGAUGCUGCAACUGGUGGUUAUAUAAAACCGAAAGAUUAUGUUCAAACAGAUGAACAUGAUUAUAGAUAUUAUGGAAAAUAUAAUACAGAUGGAAUUAUACCUAUUUAUUGUAUUACUGGUAUAGCUUUUGGUAUGGUUGAAUUAAUUCGACGAGUUAUACCAAGAGAUAUUGUUGGUGAUAAUCCGGAAAAAUUACAAAAAAUGGAUGCACUUGUUCAUAUUUUUUAUGAAAUAGCAGGUGUUAGUGGAGCAUUUGCAACUGCUCUUGGUUUAAUACCACGUCUUGGAAAUAAUUAUUCAUUUAUUAUUACACCAAUAUUAUUUACAGUAGCUGCUAUUGUUUGGUUAUUUAUUAAUUCACUGGGAUUAACAACAGAUACGGACACAAAUGAUGAUCAAAAUGAAAAAUCCGGAUAUAUAAAAUCAUUAAUAAAAGGUAUAGCUGUCUUUUUUCAAUCAUUUUGUAUUGGAGCAAAAAUAAUUGUUACACAUCGAAAAUUCGUCUGGUUAUGGGGUUGUUAUGCAUUAACACUUUAUGCACAUCGUUAUCUUGAAAAUGGUAUAGCACCACAAAUAGCUAAACGUUAUCUUGAACAAUCUGAAUGGUCACAAAUUAUUGUUGGUGCUUCAAAUUUCGGUGAAUUACUCGGUGCAUUAUUUGUAUUUAUUUUUGGUAAUUAUAUUAAAACUCCUCUUCCAUGGUCAAGAUUAGAUGCAUCUAUAUUACUUCUUGUUUGGUAUAUACCAUUCUAUUAUCCACCUGCUAAUAAUGUUAGAUAUGCAUGGAUUAUUGCUGCAACAUAUAUUCCGAUUGGAUUUGGAUCAGCUGCAGAUGAUAUUGCAUUAAAUUCAUUUAUUCAAUCAUCAUUAAGUGGUUUAGAAUCGAAACAUAAAAAUAUAUCAGCGUUAGGCGCAGUUGCAUCGUUUCUUUAUUCAUCUUAUAUUAUUAUUUAUGCAAUUUUAAAUCCACUUCUUGGAAUUUAUAUAGAUCAUGUUUAUAAUUCAACAGGUACUGUACGACCUGCAUUUUUUAAUACUGUUGCGAUACAAAUGACAGUCAUAUGUGGAAUAGUAUUCAUUUCGACAUUGAUACCAAAAGGUGCUAUUGCUUGUAAUCCAAAAUUAUCUCAAGAUGAAAAUGUAGAUAUUAUAGAAAAUCCAACUGUUUUAUCUGAUAGAAAUAGUGAUCAUGAACAAGUUAUUAAGAGAAACAAUCAAGUAGAUACAGGAUCAGAAUUAGUGACAUAUUUCUAA
Messenger RNA from Adineta steineri, 1605 nucleotides. Lineage: Eukaryota; Metazoa; Rotifera; Eurotatoria; Adinetida; Adinetidae. The record is from the annotation of a GenBank genome assembly.